AUGGACGUAUCAAGGAGCUUUGACACAUUCAACUUAUCACGCAAUCGCAUUCGUGUGAAUGAGCUUAAUGAGGAGGAGGAGCACGCCAACGCCGCGUACGUGGAGAAACACAACCUGCAGAGCCUCUUCUCAGAGAUGUCUGAGCUACUCUCAGAGAAGGAUCCAAAAACGGAAUUGGAGGCCGAACGCAUUCUGUUGGAUUUCUUGUCGCAUCGUAAGGCGGAGCGUGACCGUGCGGCUCUGCGGCUUCAGUUUAACCACUCAUUUGAAGUAAACCUUGACAACGGGCGUAAAAUUAUGAAACUGCAGCUGGGCCAAGAAACGUCUACACUUCAGUUGGAGCAAAAAGCUCGUGUGUGGAGAAUUGACGAGACGUUUGCUAUUUCGUUGGAGCAAGCGGAGGAGCUAACAGAGAUGUUUUAUGAACUUGGCCGUUUUGUUGUGGAAGGGACUAAAGGGGAACAGGGAGGAUUCAUUAGUAUUGAUGAGCGGGAUGUGUAUUUACUCGCUGCAGGGAGGGAAUGCGCGGAGGCGGGGGACGAGCUCUUUAAUUUGGCGAUGCACUUCAACAUGGACCGUGGAAAGAAAUUAGAACCAACUUCGGGGGAGGAAGUAUAG
Messenger RNA from Trypanosoma rangeli, 618 nucleotides. RefSeq lists its product as uncharacterized. NCBI's taxonomy places the organism in Eukaryota, Euglenozoa, Kinetoplastea, Trypanosomatida, Trypanosomatidae. The record is from RefSeq and is a predicted model, not a curated record. The transcript has a single exon. Bases 1 to 618 code for a protein of 205 amino acids.